AUGGAAGGCGUUACGGUUGAGGUUACUGAAGUAUGCGCUUUGGAGGACAUCAGCUCUAUUUUAGAAUCGCUAGGUAAAAACAUAAAUGAUUAUGAAAUUGUGACAUUCAAUGUAAAUAUAGAUGAGAAUGAAAGGUUGCAAAGAAUGGUUGUAGAAGAGACAACUAAUUUGGAUAUUGAAGGGGGAUUUAGUUGUGCAAUGAGCUUAAAUAAAGAAAAACAAUUUGCAUAUGAUACGAUUAUGGAAAAAGUAAAAACCCAAUCAAGCGGUUCUUUCUUUAUCGAUGGUCCUGGUGGGACAGGUAAAACCUUUUUGUACAAAGUACUUUUAGCUGAUGUAAGGUCUCAAAAUUUAAUUGCUUUGACAACCGCAUCUUCUGGAAUGGCUGCAUCUCUAUUACCUGGAGGUCGAACAACACAUUUGAGCAAGCAAUCGGCUUUGGGAAAUUUGUUGAAAAUGUCUUGGUUAAUAAUUUGGGAUGAAGCACCCAUGAUAAAUCGUUAUGCUGUCGAAGCUGUAGACAAAAUGCUUAGGGAUAUUACCGAUUGUAAUAUGCCCUUUGGUGGGAAAGUGAUGGUUCUAGGAGGCGAUUUUCGACAAGUUUUAUCAGUGGUUCCAAGAGGAAAAUAG
This is a messenger RNA of Olea europaea var. sylvestris, 630 nucleotides long. RefSeq names its product ATP-dependent DNA helicase PIF2-like. Gene Ontology annotation, molecular function: DNA helicase activity. The record is from RefSeq and is a predicted model, not a curated record. Lineage: Eukaryota; Viridiplantae; Streptophyta; Magnoliopsida; Lamiales; Oleaceae. Bases 1 to 630 code for a protein of 209 amino acids. Gene Ontology annotation, biological process: DNA repair; telomere maintenance. The transcript is spliced from 3 exons.